AUGGACUACCAGAACCGCGCCGGCUCCAAGUUCGGCGGCGGCGGCGUCGCCUCGCAGUCGGCCUCGAACGCCGACCGCCGCGAGCGCCUCAAGAAGCUCGCGCUCGAGACGAUCAACCUCGACAAGGACCCUUACUUCUUCAAGAACCACGUCGGCUCCUUCGAGUGCCGCCUCUGCCUGACGGUGCACCAGAACGACGGCUCGUACCUCGCGCACACGCAGGGCAAGAAGCACCAGACGAACCUCGCGCGGCGCGCGGCGCGCGAGCAGAAGGAGGGCAAGGGCGCCAUCGACCCGGCGACGGGCCUUCCGGCGGGCGUCUCGGGCGCCGGCUUCUCCGUUGGCCCGCGGCGGAACCUCGUCAAGAUUGGCCGCCCCGGCUACAAGAUCACCAAGAUCCGCGACCCCAUGACCCGCCAGCAGGGCCUGCUCUUCCAGCUGCAGUACCCGGACAUUGCGCCCGACAUCGAGCCCCGCUGGCAGGUCAUGAACGCCUUCACCCAGCGCGUCGAAGACCCGGACCGCAACUUUCAGUACCUCCUCGUCGCCGCCGAGCCGUACGAGACGUGCGGCUUCAAGAUACCCGCGCGCGAGCUCGACAAGCGCGACGACAAGCAAUUCUCCUACUGGGAUCCGGACUCCAAGGAGUACUGGGUCCAGGUCAUGUUCAUGUCCGAGCGCGAGGAGCGCUACGUUGCCGCCCCGGGUCUGAGUACGAGGAGGUGA
Verticillium nonalfalfae is the source of this 726-nucleotide messenger RNA. RefSeq lists its product as uncharacterized. Gene Ontology annotation, biological process: spliceosomal complex assembly. Gene Ontology annotation, molecular function: nucleic acid binding; zinc ion binding. The transcript has a single exon. Bases 1 to 726 code for a protein of 241 amino acids. Lineage: Eukaryota; Fungi; Ascomycota; Sordariomycetes; Glomerellales; Plectosphaerellaceae. Gene Ontology annotation, cellular component: catalytic step 2 spliceosome; nucleus; U2-type prespliceosome. The record is from RefSeq and is a predicted model, not a curated record.